GUUGGUCUUCUGUUGGGAAACAGGGGGUAGCAGUGAGCUCACGGCUUGGUGCAGCAGCAUUAGCUAGACACGAAGAAGACAGCGCACUCAAAAAGUAGCUAGUCUACACAAAGUGACUAUGGAGGAGGAUGAGAUGGAGAUGAGCAAAGAGGAGCUCCAAAAGUGGAUCAGAGAGAAGAUAAAGAAGAACUACCUGAUCUCCACAAAUGUGCUAGAGAAAUACAAGCUGCUGCAAACUCUGCUGGAUAGGAGGGAGAAACAGGCUGCCCACCUCUUAAAGCUCUGCGAGUCUGUGUCAGCAUGUGAAGCGAUUGUGAGGAAACAGUACUCUUUGCUAGGGUGGCAAUACAGAGACACAUAUUCUGAUGAAGAUGAUGAUACAAAAGGCUCUGGAAAUGCCAUCCCCAGCUCUACUACUAAUGGCCUUACUCCUCUGUUACCAAAGCAACAGGACAAAAGGAACAUGGAAAAUUGCAAACAAAGCAAUAUCAGUCUAAAGAGAAAACCAGUGGUGGUCUUGACCAGAAUUUCUACGUCUCAGAUUAGUUCUUUAUGUCCUCCAAGGCCUCAGAAUCAAAACUGUGAAGAUGACUCCUUAAACAAUUCGGACUGUAAUGUGCAGUGGGAACCACUUGAGUCUUCUUCUUAUCCAAGUGAUUCUGAUUAUUCAGUCUCAAGUGAUAAGACUUGGUCAAGCAAGAGGAGAAAGAAAGAUCAAAAGAAUCCAAAAUGUACCAGUCAAAAAGCACGCCAAGCCAGCACAAAUACAGAUGCUGAGAGCAACGCAACUAAAACAUCACCUCAAGCCAGCACAAAUACAGAUGCUGAGAGCAACGCAACUAAAACGUCACCUCAAGCCAGCACAAAUACAGAUGCUGAGAGCAACGCAACUAAAACAUCACCUCAAGCCAGCACAAAUACCGUUGCUGAGAAAAAUGCCACAAAACCAUCAAAACUCCAAGCAAGUACCAAUACAGAUGCUACAUGCAACGUCACGAAAACAUCAACAAUGCCAUCAAACAGCAAAGUAACACACCCUGUGUGCAUCGUCACUACUCCCCGGCCAACCACUGGCAAAGAUACCAAGACCCCUCCUAACAUUCCACCUGCAGUGCUCAAAGUGAACAUGAGUGUCCUGGCCAGAAGGAAGGCCAUGAGCUGGCAGCAGGGUAAAAUCUUGGAAAUAGUAACAAAGGAAGAUGGUAGGUUGAAAUACAAGAUUAAUUUUGAGGAGAAAAAAAAGACCCUAUUUUCUGGCCAUCACAUCGCCUUUGACUACAUGCCAAAGAUAGACGAGCUGUUUGUCGGUGCUCGUGUGGUAGUCAAGUUUCAAGAUAAAGAAACACGGUUCUGCCCUGGUGUCCUGGCAGAGCUCCCCAGCAGAAAAAACCGCAUGAGGUUCCUGGUCUUCAUUGAUGAUCACACGCCAGUCUAUGUUGGCUUACCUUUACUUCACCUGGUGUGCAGACCAUUGACAGACCCUUUGGACGAUAUUCCAGAUGGCAUCCACAAGACCUUCAUGAAGCAGUAUCUAAAGGCCUGGCCUUACCCACCACAGACUCAGUACAGGAUUGGACAGGCAGUGAAUGCAGAACUUAAUGGAGUCAUGCAGAAGUGUGAGGUGCAGGCCAUCGACAGCAGCUUGAUACAGGUUGUUGUUGAGAUGGAUCAACGUAAGGAGUGGAUCUACCGAGGCUCCACAUGCUUGGAACACAUAAGUAACGCAAAGGGGCUUUUUGAGUCGAAAAAGAAGGAUGAGCAGAAGAAUAAAUCUUCCACAGUUAAAAGUAAAUCAAAAUCUCGUGUUUAGAGAACUGGAUCCUGUGAUCCAAGAUGGCACCCCAUGCAUCUAUUGAACCUUGCUCACCAAGCAAAUACUAAUUUUGAAAAUUUUAACUGCUUGUUGUGAAUGUAAACUGUUCAACUUUUGUUUAAACUAUGAAUGAAUAUUAAAAAUUGUUCUUACCGUAUAUUUUUCCAAGAGUAUUUGCAUUGUAGUUUUUUUUGUUCUUAAAUACAAAUGUCUUAUUUUCUUAAGACUUUUCUAAGCUCAUUUUUAAAUUGAUGAAAGGGUGUACAUGAUGAAAAUAAAAUAAAGU
Molecule: messenger RNA, 2099 nt
Organism: Etheostoma cragini (Arkansas darter)
Lineage: Eukaryota; Metazoa; Chordata; Actinopteri; Perciformes; Percidae
Product: histone-lysine N-methyltransferase SETDB1-A-like
Exons: 9
Coding region: 119-1810 (563 amino acids)
Biological process (GO): heterochromatin organization; negative regulation of gene expression
Cellular component (GO): nucleus
Molecular function (GO): histone H3K9 methyltransferase activity
Source: RefSeq, a predicted model, not a curated record